This is a messenger RNA of Protopterus annectens (West African lungfish), 2867 nucleotides long. RefSeq names its product nicotinamide nucleotide adenylyltransferase 1 (gene NMNAT1). Gene Ontology annotation, molecular function: nicotinamide-nucleotide adenylyltransferase activity; nicotinate-nucleotide adenylyltransferase activity. The record is from RefSeq and is a predicted model, not a curated record. NCBI's taxonomy places the organism in Eukaryota, Metazoa, Chordata, Ceratodontiformes, Protopteridae. Gene Ontology annotation, biological process: NAD+ biosynthetic process. The transcript has 5 exons. The coding region runs from base 406 to 1287 and encodes 293 amino acids.
AGUACGUCUUAGAGUAGGGUGGGCCUAUACUACUGUAAAACUGCAUUCUUACUUUUAGUAUGAAAGAGUGUACCAUCUUGUCUCAUGUAACAGCUGUGUAGAAAAAUGGAAACAUGCAAUACAUCUGAAAGUUCAGAGGCUGCAAACUAACAGUGUAGGUUCCACAAGUCCAGCAGCUUAGAGAAUGGAACACGGCUGAAAUUACGUUCAUAGAGAAGGGAAUCCACACAGCAGGGUGUGGCAGAAGGAGGAUGUGUGUAAGAAAUCCAAGUAAUGGCAGCAAUGUAAUGGCAGCAGUCUAUAACAUCUGCGAAGCUAGCAUGAACAAGGAGAAAGUGUGAUAUGAGUAAUUUCACCUUCAGGUGACGUUUUUGCCAAGUAAGGUACUUAACUUUUCAUUAAUGAAUGUGUUUGGAGAGGCCACAAGGAGUUGUGUAUUCAUCAUGUAUCAAAGGGUUUCAUUUUAACGUGCAGCUGUCAGGGGCAAUGAAUAGUUCAGAUGAAAGGACAGAGGUGGUCUUGUUGGCUUGUGGCUCUUUCAAUCCCAUCACCAAUAUGCAUCUGCGGCUCUUUGAAAUUGCAAGAGAUUAUCUGCAAGAAACUGGAAAGUACAAAGUUUCCAAGGGCAUUAUUUCUCCUGUGGGUGAUGCUUACAAAAAGAAAGGUUUGAUACAGGCCCAUCAUAGAGUCGCAAUGACAAAGUACGCAACAAAGAGUUCUGACUGGAUAACAGUGGACACUUGGGAAAGUGAGCAAAAUGAAUGGCAGGAGACCGAGAAGGUUUUAAGGCAUCACUACCAACAGCUUUUGUCCUCUGAAAAUACUGAGAGCCAGAAAAGCAGGAAAAGGAAAUAUGAGGAUUGUUCUUCCAGCGACAAAUCAGACCUAAAAUCUAAAGCUGUUCCUGAAUUGAAACUCUUGUGUGGUGCCGAUAUCUUGGAGUCCUUCAACACUCCUAAAUUAUGGAAGCCAGAAGACAUAGAAGAGAUAGUAGGAGAGUACGGCAUUGUCUGCAUUACCAGGGCUGGAUCCAGUGCUGAAAAAUGUAUUUAUGAGUCAGAUGUUCUUUUCAAGCACAGGCGCAACAUCCAUGUAGUGAAUGAGUGGAUAACCAAUGACAUAUCUGCAACAAAGAUUCGGCGAGCAUUAAGAAGAAACCAGAGUGUAAAAUAUUUACUUCCUGAUCCUGUUGUGGAAUAUAUUCAUAAACACAAUCUGUAUAGUGCAGAAAGUGAAGAGAAAAACUCUGAUGUCAUACUAGCCCCUUUGCAUCGCUAUACUAAAUGAUUCAGAACUUUUCUGAAGAUGUGAAAUAGUAUCUGAUAUUAGUUUUGGUGGCUGUGGCAAUGUAGACCUGAAGUUGAAGUGCAUUGGCUAUCACCUGUGUACUUUGUAAUAACAAGUAACUGUGAUGUGCUGUCCAACCACACCUGCAAAUGUAACUUAAUUCUUCUUCUUCAGUGGCUACUUUGAUACCAAAUUAUUAUUGUAUUAGCCCAAUAAGAAACUUUUUAAGUUUUAUAUGUACACACACACACACACACACACACACACACACACACAGUAUAAUGUAAUGUUUUGGCCAAGAAAUCAUUGUUUGCACUGUGCUUGUCAUUGUGCGAUCAUCAUUCAUGGUUUGCACUACAUUAGUUUCCCUAGCGACUAUUGUAUCUGAUAUGUCCAGUGAACCAGGUAUGCCAGAGCUUGACAUGAACAUUUUGUCCUUUCACCAUCAUGCUGGGAUGAGGUUUACAUGUUUUUAAUUUAUCUGAAUUGUAUGGAUGGCAUUGUGAAUGUUGAGACAUCAUUUAAUCUAGCAUAUAAUUUGGUUUAAGGGGUUUUUAACAUUUUAUAAAUGAUGUAGCUGUAAUAUAAUGCAGUAACAAAUCAAUGUUGACGAAAAGCCAUUGUCUGCUCACUGUAUUUUGAUUUAACACUGUCAUCCGACUGCACCCUAAAUACUGUUUACAUUUCCUUAUGCAUUUUGUACAGCAGUGUAUACCUCACCUUCGUUUAUACUCUCUCCCUGUAACAUAAGUAAGAGGUUACUACAGGUUAUAUUAACAAGCUGCAGAAGUACUUGUUUAGUGUGGUGGAUGGAUCUGUAUUUCUUUCAUGUAACCACUAGUUGCAUAUUAUAUGAUUCACUUUUUUGCUGCUUCUAGGAUGCCCUUGUACACUUAUACAAGUCUGUAGUGGACAUUGUGGGUUAAUUUGUUAAGAAGUUUGCAAUUUUGUACCUGUAACCAAGUUUGCACCUGCAACCACAGGAGAAAAUAUGACUUUGCUCAAACCCCUUUAUUCUGUAUUUUAGGCAUAUUUGUGAGUUAGCUAAAGUCACUUCCAUUUAACAGGAGACAGAGAGUAAUCUGCAUUUAUUGAGAUAUAUUUUUCCAGGUUGCUCCCACUGAAAUAUUUUUUUUUCUUAUCUCUGUUUCCCUAGCUGAAAUUAGUUAGAGCAAAUAAAUGUAUUUUGUCCUCUUUAGAAAUCGCACAACUACUGAAGAGAGUCAUGUAUGCAUUCCUUUCUUCACCACUGUGAUAUUUUCAUUUCCUAUGCAAAAUUGCCUGAUGCUUAUAUUUGUAUUGUGUUUUCAUUGUUGGUAGUAUGGUCAGUAGUCAAUGAAAAAAAUCACACUCAUAACAUUUAUGGUCAUUAUUAGGAACCAUUAAUUUGAUCUGCAUGUGUUAGUUAGCUGUUACUUUAUUUGCAUGUGUUUUGAUUUGCCAUUUGUUAUAAUACUGUUAUCUGAUUUGAGCUAUAAUUUUAGCAAAUUAGACUCCAUAUGCUAGACUUCUGUGUCAAAAUAAGCCUGUGACUUCAAAGAUUAGUCAAUAAAUAAAUUUGUUGCUUUAUCGAAAAGGUU